CCCGAACUGACUGUUGUUUCAACAGUCAUGCUAGCAACUCUCCACAGGCACAUUUCAUUUCCUCUUGCUCGGAAGCUCUCUCCCUCCGCCUUCGGUUCCCGCUUCUCGGUCCGUUCUAUGGCUGACUCCGCCUCCUCUCCUUUCAAGAAAAUCCAGAUUCAGCGAGAGGAUACGACAUUCGACGCGUACGUCGUUGGCAAAGACGACGCUCCCGGAAUUGUGGUGCUCCAAGAAUGGUGGGGCGUGGACUUCGAAAUCAAGAACCAUGCGGUCAAGAUCUCUCAGCUGGAGCCUGGUUUCAAAGCUCUUAUUCCGGAUCUUUACCGGGGGAAAGUAGGUUUGGAUGUGGCGGAAGCACAACAUCUGAUGGAUGGUCUUGAUUGGCAAGGUGCUGUUAAGGAUAUCAGUGCUUCUGUGAAGUGGCUCAAGGAGAACGGUUCAAAGAAGGUUGGUGUAACUGGAUUUUGCAUGGGAGGUGCUCUCUCUAUUGCUAGUUCUGUUUUGAUGCCUGACAUUGAUGCCAUCGUUGCAUUUUAUGGGGUUCCAUCAUCAGAGUUGGCAGACCCUGCCAAGGCCAAGGCCCCUGUGCAGGCUCAUUUUGGAGAGCUUGAUAACUUUGUUGGCUUCUCAGAUGUUAUGGCUGCUAAAGCUCUAGAAGAGAAGCUGAAAGUAUCAGGAAUUCCUUAUGAGGUGCACAUUUAUCCGGGCAAUGCACAUGCUUUCAUGAACAGAUCUUCAGAAGGUGUGAAUAGAAGGAAGGGCAUGGGAAUGCCUGAUGAGGAUGAAGCUGCUGUACAGCUAGCAUGGUCACGUUUCCAGUCCUGGAUGAUCAAAUAUUUGUCUGCUUAAGUUAUUUCCUAGUUUGAUACACCUUCUUAAGCCCUUCUAGCCACCAUGUGUGUUUACCAGUUAUUGUCCAUGGACAUGCCUUUAAGGAUGUUAUUACGAAGUGUACAAGGAUACAACUUUUUAGAUUGCAGUUGGUGAUAUUUCUAAUGAGUCUAGUUCUUAUGUAAUUCCUUGCGUGGUUUGGUUGUCGAAUAUUAUUUGCUUCCUUUGAAUAUUUGCGUGUUUUUGGACCCCCUGAAAUUGGGGUAUGUGGAUGAAUCCUUUUUCCCUAUAUGG
Messenger RNA from Tripterygium wilfordii, 1125 nucleotides. Its product is annotated as protein usf-like. Gene Ontology annotation, molecular function: hydrolase activity. The record is from RefSeq and is a predicted model, not a curated record. Bases 28 to 849 code for a protein of 273 amino acids. The transcript is spliced from 5 exons. Lineage: Eukaryota; Viridiplantae; Streptophyta; Magnoliopsida; Celastrales; Celastraceae.